AUGAAACAGAUGUUGAAAGAUUUUUCAAAUCUAUUGUUAGUCGUGCUCUGUGACUACGUUCUCGGCGAAGUGGAGUAUCUCCUGUUGGAGCGUCCAGGUCAUGUAGCCUUCAGCAAUGACACAGUGUCUGUGGAAUAUCAGUACUAUAGUGGUGGUAAUGCGACAGCAGAGCAUCUGUCCAUCCUAUUGCUGGAUGCCAGCACCAAUGAGAUAAUUGCAAGAAAACAACUUCCAGCAAAUCAUUCCCAGGGGAUGGUAGAGUUUGAGUGUUUCCAUUUCAAGAGAGCUGGGGACUUCUUGUUCAGAAUGGUCUCUCCCAGCAAUAAUGGCAGUGCUGCCCAGUGGAGCAGAAGAAGCAUGUCCACCCUCCACGUGGAGUGGCCUGUAUUUCACAUUGAUUUGAACAAGAGUUCAGAGGUGCUUGGGAGCUCCCUUCAGGUUGGACUUUUUACAAAUGAGCAAUUGUGUGCUAUGAACGAGACAGUGGUUUCACUGGAUGUGAUAUUCACCAGCACUCUUUAUGAAUUCGGAAGAGUAAGCUCUGAUGAGACUCUGGGCAUUAGAACUAGCAAAGGAAUCCUGCUCUCCAGGUCCCAGUGGGUAGAGUUUGAUUGCCCACCUGUUGGUCAAGAAACAUACAUCACUGUGUUACUGAAAUCGUUAGAAACAUAUUCCAUCAUUGCCUCCAUAGGACCCAUAGAUCUCCUCCACAAAUUUGGAUACAGACUGGUUGUGGCACCAGAAGCAACAUGCAAAACUUUGGUUCAAGUCUUUGUAGUCUCUCCACCGUGCACUACAAUCAGCGGAAAAAUUGUCGUCUAUAAAGAGGCUCUCAAGCACCCUAGUCAAAGAACAACUUGGCUGUAUGAAAACACCCUUCACCCAGGAGACAACAGGACAGAAUUUAACUGCACUUUGUUUGAUGUGGGGAAGAACAAAUACUGCUUUGACCUCUUUAAUUUCUCAAACCGAAGCCAUUUCCCAACAAGAGUUAAGGAGUGUAUGAUGAUCCAAAGGAAUAUGGAAACGUGGAGCCCGUGGCAGCCCUGGAGCCCCUGCAGUGUCACCUGUGGGGACGGUGUCCGGGAGCGCUUCCGAGAAUGCCUAACCUCCUCGCCGGCAAAACCAGGUUGUGCUGGAUCACCAAGGGAAACUUCCUUGUGUUCGCUGGAGGAGUGUUUGUCUAUCAAGCCUCCCACCCCACCUUCUGUCCAGCCAGGAGAGGACCAGAAAGCAAAUAAUAUAGUCACCAUCACAGGCAUCUCCCUAUGCUUAUUCAUCAUCUUUGCCACUGUUCUCAUCACCCUCUGGAGGAAGCUCUGCAGAGCUCAGAAGUGCAGCACCGCUGUCCGCCGAAACUCCAUCCAUUCCCCUGGAUUCCGGAAAAACUCCGAUGAAGAGAACAUUUGCCAAGGCAACAAGCAGCGGGACAGCUUUGCAGAAGGAGGAGAUGCCCCUGUUAACAUUCCUCUGACCUACAGGCGAAGCCUCCAAUUUGCCCAAGAAGAUGAUGCCUCUGGAAGCGAGAACUUUCAGCCAAACGCCCAAAAAAUAAUCCCUCCGAUUUUCAGCUACCGCCUCGCACAGCAGCAGCUGAAAGAGAUGAAGAAGAAAGGCCUGACUGAGACCACCAAGGUGUACCACGUCUCUCAGAAUCCCCUCACGGACACGGUUGUUGGUGCCACCACGAUGCUUCCCCUGAGCGGGGAAAACCAAGAGGAGGCAGCGGCAAACAAAUUUAGGAUCAAAUCUCCAUUUCUGGACCAGCCAGCCAGUCAGCCCAAAUUCCCAGGGGAAAGCUCUCACCCUAGGCUGGAUUUUCCAUUCUCACAGGCCAAUCCUGCAAUGAGCCCUACCCAAACCUUGAUAAGAAGAGCUCAUUUCAAGCACCAGGAUAACAGGGGGGGCUUGUCUGAGAGGGGCUUUCACAGAAACACGCAGUUUAGAAGAACAGCCAGUUUCCAUGAAACUAAAAAGGCCAGGCCUUUCAGAGAGAGAAGCAUGUCCACCCUCACCCCCCGACAGACUCCUCUCUACAACUCCAGGACCAGAACGUGGGACCAGGGUUUGGAGGACAGGACGCGGCCAAAAUCGAGAAACACUAAUCCAACUUGUGAAAAGCUGGAUCAGCCCCACAGCACUGUGGCGGGGUGUGAACCACAGGGCCAUGGCACAAAGUGCCACCACAGGGCAGGUCCCCCGGUGAAGAAGCUGGACUUGAUCACUGACCGCCAACCUGCCAGUCAGGAGAAGGCAGCUGAUAAGCCUGAGCCCAGCGGAAGUAAGAGGGGCCCUUCACCUAACCCCAGAGGUGCGUGGCGGAAGGAAGCGGGCUCGGCUAGCAAAGAUAAUUCCCAGAGAGGCCUAAGUGUAAGCCCUGCCCAGUACCGAAGGGACAAGUGCCAGAGCUUCCCCUUGGACCCUGAGUUUGCCUUUUAUGAUAAUACUACUUUUGGUUUAACAGAGGCAGAGCAGCAGAUGAUCGACCUCCCUGGGUAUUUUGGCUCAAAUGAAGAGGAUGAAACAAGUACUUUAAGCAUUGAGAAGCUGGUGAUCUGAGUGACUCAUUGCAGCCUGGUAGGAGGGGCGUGCGCAGGAGAGGAUCUUCAGGAUCUGUUGGUUUCUGGUGGAAGGAGCAGUGGGAAUCGUGUUCCCUCCACAUGCAGCAGGAGGGAAUAGUGCCCCAAGUCUGGCUUGUGGGAACACAUUCCUUUCUAAUUACUGGAAAGUGCUUCCAUAUAAUUUUUUUUUGUAUGUAUGUGUGUAAAAUACACACAAAAUACCCUGGGAAAGCAUGUGUUAGUGAAGGCGUGAUGCA
Messenger RNA from Gavia stellata (red-throated loon), 2818 nucleotides. RefSeq names its product thrombospondin type 1 domain containing 1 (gene THSD1). The record is from RefSeq and is a predicted model, not a curated record. NCBI's taxonomy places the organism in Eukaryota, Metazoa, Chordata, Aves, Gaviiformes, Gaviidae. The coding region runs from base 1 to 2559 and encodes 852 amino acids. Gene Ontology annotation, cellular component: cell surface; cell periphery. The transcript is spliced from 4 exons.